AGUCUCGCGAGACUCAGUAAGUGGAGCAGUGUGGCGGCGAGAGUUGAAGCGGCGGAGGAGUUGUUGUUAAAGGAGGAAGACAACGCCGAGUGUGGAGCUGCAGACGUCGCCUAAAGUUUCACUUGAGUCGAUCAUGGCGUCGGGGGACACGCUGUUCAUAGAGACGGACGGAAGGAAGAUACCGGCGGAGAUCGUGCAGCUGCACGAGAUCGAGGUGGAGACGGUGGUAGUCGGAGAGGGCGAAGCGGAGCAGCCGCUGAUCGCCCUGCAGCCCAUAGACUCGGACCAUCACCCGCAUCAUGAAGUGAUCCUGGUCCAGACCCGCGAGGAGGUGGUGGGCGAGGAUGACCACGAGCUGCACUCGGACGGCGCCUUCGAGGACCACAUUUUGAUCCCGGUGCCCGCCUCGGAUGACGACUACAUGGAGCAUACGUUCAGUGCGGGGAGAAGCUCGUCCACGGGCCGAAUAAAGAGGCCUGGCAGCGGGAAGAGGUCGAGCAAAAGAAGCUACUUGAGCGGGGCGGACGUGGGCAGAAAGUGGGAACCGAAGCAGAUCCAAACACUGGAGGGGGAGUUUUCCGUGACGAUGUGGGCUUCGGACGACAAGAAGGACAUAGACCAUGAGGAGCAGAUCUCCGGGGACAACUCCUCUCCAGACUACUCAGAGUACAUGACAGGGAAGAAGCUUCCUCCUGGAGGCAUCCCAGGCAUCGACCUUUCUGACCCCAAACAGCUGGCGGAGUUUGCGCGGAUGAAGCCGAAGAAAGUGAAAGAAGACGAGGCGCCCAGGACGAUCGCUUGUCCGCACAAAGGAUGCGCCAAAAUGUUCAGGGACAACUCGGCCAUGAGGAAGCACUUGCACACUCACGGGCCUCGCGUGCACGUGUGCGCAGAGUGCGGCAAAGCUUUUGUGGAAAGCUCCAAACUGAAGAGGCACCAGCUGGUGCACACGGGAGAGAAACCUUUCCAGUGCACGUUCGAGGGCUGCGGCAAACGAUUCUCCCUGGACUUUAACCUGCGCACACAUGUGCGGAUUCACACCGGCGACCGUCCGUACGUCUGUCCGUUCGACGGCUGCAACAAGAAGUUCGCUCAGUCCACCAACCUGAAGUCUCACAUCCUCACACAUGCUAAAGCUAAAAACAACCAGUGAGAGGAAGCGGCGUGAGCACACGUGAGCUUCCCCUGCUCCCGACUCUGUCACCUCGGCCGAGUCAAGCCUUGACAUUUUAAAGGACUUUUCAGACUGAAAGUGAGUUGGGGACUGUUCUGACCAACAAACAAGACUCUUAUUUUUGGAUAUAUUUAUGAUUCUGCUCCUGAAUUUGUACCUAAAACAUCCAGGUUUUUUGCUACACACGUCAGAUCUUGACAUUUUGUACUUUUGUACAAAUCCGUCUUUAUUUUCUAAAGACGUCUGACAUUGCUCCGUGUGUUUCGUGUGACGAGACGUCGGGAUUAGUGGCACUAAAAGCCUCGGUUCAAUCAUCUGUUUCGUUUCCUGUCUGUGGCGACGUCGUCUCACGGAUCAAUAAAAGCCAAACAUCGUUUCAUCAGUCACGAAAGUUCCACAUUUAUUAGUUAAUGCCGUCUCAUUUCAACAGCAGCCGAUUAAAACUUUAUUUAAAGCACAGAGCAGCAGCAGCAGACGUGUUUGCAGUAGUUGUGUAUGCUAGCAUUAGUCAGCUCAUCCGACGAAGAGCGCCCCCUGCUGUUUGAAAUAAUAAACCACAUCUCUGUGUCCGUUUGAGCUACAAUCAUGGAGUGUUUUUUUUAAUGGAUCUGCGAGUGAGUUCUUUAAAGGGACCGUUGUACCUGAUAAGAGUAAAACAUU
Synchiropus splendidus (mandarinfish) is the source of this 1834-nucleotide messenger RNA. It is a transcript of the gene yy1a, whose product is annotated as YY1 transcription factor a. Gene Ontology annotation, cellular component: PcG protein complex; transcription regulator complex. Gene Ontology annotation, biological process: regulation of transcription by RNA polymerase II. Gene Ontology annotation, molecular function: RNA polymerase II cis-regulatory region sequence-specific DNA binding; DNA-binding transcription factor activity, RNA polymerase II-specific. The transcript is spliced from 5 exons. NCBI's taxonomy places the organism in Eukaryota, Metazoa, Chordata, Actinopteri, Syngnathiformes, Callionymidae. Bases 134 to 1153 code for a protein of 339 amino acids. The record is from RefSeq and is a predicted model, not a curated record.